AUGCAGUCCCUCUCCCUCACGGCCGCUGUCGCGCUGUCCCUCGUCGCAGCUGUCGCCUCGUCGUCUCGCGAUCAUCAGCGCAUUGAUCGCUUGUUCCCCACUCGAGACGACGACGACGCAGCGGCCGACUCGUGUCACGGCUACGCGACCAAAGACAAGUGUCUGGCCACCCACUGCGCCUGGUGCGUCUGCGCGGCCGUCCCGUCGUCCUGUUACUCGCUCGAAGAAGCCGACGAACUGCCGCCUGCCAUUUUCCAGUGCUCGAAAGGGCAACACGCGCCGUCUCGACCGCUCUCGUGGGAGCUCGAGCGCGUUCCGUCCACGUCCGUGGAGCUCAGCCGUCUGUUUGACGCCUGGAAGACCGAACACGGCAAGAGCUACGAGUCCGUUGGCCAGCACGAGCUCCGUCGCGGCAUCUUUGAGGUCAAUGCGCGCUCCGUGGCGGCGCACAACAGCAGACCCGACACGCGCUUCCGUCUCGAGCUCAAUGAGUUUGCCGACACGACGUGGGGCGAGUUCCAGAGCUGGUACUUGGGAACACCGCAAGAGUGCUCGGCCACUGUGGCAAUGGACAGUGACGACGCUGUGACGUACGAUCCUGUACCGGCAGAGAGAGACUGGAGAGCAGAGGGAGCUGUGUCGCCGGUGAAGAACCAGGGCAAGUGUGGCUCGUGCUGGACGUUCUCGACCACGGGGUGUCUCGAGAGCCACAUGAAGCUGAAACAUGGCGAGUUUACCAUCUUGUCGGAGCAGAACUUGCUCGACUGUGCACAGAACUUUGACAAUCAUGGCUGCAAUGGCGGGCUGCCGUCGCACGCUUUCGAGUACGUCAAGUACAAUGGGGGCUUGGACUUGGAAUACACUUAUCCAUAUGAGGCAAAGGAGGGCAAGUGCAAGUUCAACACGUACCACGUUGGUGCACAAGUGGACCAGGUGGUGAACAUCACGUCACAGAAUGAGCACGAGCUGAUGGCUGCCGUGGGCACGGUCGGCCCUGUCAGUAUUGCCUUCCAAGUGGUGUCGGACUUUCGCUUCUACAAGUCGGGUGUGUACGAGUCGAGCGAGUGCCGCUCAGGCGAGAAGGAUGUGAACCACGCCGUCCUCGCUGUCGGCUACGGCGUGGAGGACGGCAAGAACCACUGGAUUGUCAAGAACAGCUGGGGGUCGAAGUGGGGACUCGACGGUUUCUUUCAGAUCGCACGGGGCCGUAACAUGUGCGGCUUGGCUGACUGUGCCUCGUAUCCGAUCGUGGUGUAA
Hyaloperonospora brassicae is the source of this 1257-nucleotide messenger RNA. NCBI's taxonomy places the organism in Eukaryota, Oomycota, Peronosporomycetes, Peronosporales, Peronosporaceae. The record is from the annotation of a GenBank genome assembly.